AUGAUGCCCCCCUUAGCCUCUGUAGGCCCCAAUUGGCUGCAGCAGCCAAGCCAGCCGGCCCCCAGGGGCCCCCGCCCGCAGCCCCCCGCAGCAGGGGGGCCCCGGGGGGCCCCCAAGGGGGCCCCUGGGGGCCCCCCGGCCCCCCUGGCAGCUGAACCCUCCAGGGGGCCCCCCGAGGGCCCCCAGGGGGGCCCCCCAGACCCAAAUCUCUUCAGCCCCAAGUGGCUGCCAAGUUGGGUCCGCAGGAAGCUGCUGCAGCGGGCGAGCGCCCGCGACUGGCCGCCGUGCUGCCCUGUGUGCACUGCGCGCUGCAAGCAGCAGCAGCAGCAGCAGCAGCAGCAGCAGCGGCAGCAGCAGCAGCAGCAGCUUUACAGGAGGUACACUGCUGCUGUCUGCAGCAGGAGUAGACUGGAUGCUUCACCUGCUGCUGCGGCUUCUGCAAGGAGGGGUAGCCGGCAGCGUUCGCCCGAGGCCGCGAGCUUGCCUGCUGCAGCAGCAGCAGCAGCUGCUGCUGCUCCUGCUGCUGCUGCUGCUGCUGCUGCUGAGGGCCGCAGGGAAACCCUGCUUGAGCGAUCCCGACUGGGCGUCGGAGGCAGCGAAGAGGAUCGCCAGAGCCAUGUGCCUCUUUCCACGGGCCUCACGCCAGGCCUUGAAAGGCUGCACGUACGGCGCAGGUCCCCUAAGAAACUUCGGCAGCAGCAGCAGCAGCAGCAGCAGCAGCAGCAGCAGCAUUCAGCCCUUCCUGCUGCUGCAGCAGGCGCAGUUGCCCCCCACUUCGUGGCUUCUGCUGCAGCGCUGCGUCACUCAGAGCCCAGCGGCAGCCGGCUGCGUUCCCCCGCAUUCGGCCGCUGCAGCUGCUCUCCGCGCCCCCAGAAGCAGCAGCAGCAGCAACAGCAGCAGCAGCAGCAGCAGCAGCAGCAGCAGCAGCAGCAGCAGCGCAUCGAGGCCCUGGAGUCUUACGUGUGGAUGCUGGCCUUCGACCCCAGGGACCUUCCCCGCCUUCGGGCUGUCAAUUCUGAGGGCCGCAGAUUUGCCCAAGAGGCCCUCAGCCGCAUGCAGCAGGCGCUGCAGCUGCUGCAGCUGCUGCAGGACCCUGCAGCAGCAGAGGGGCCCCUGGGGGGCCCCCCUGUGCAGCAAAAGGGCCACAGCGCGCACGGGGGCCCCCCAAGGCCUGAGGCCCUCAGGCCCUGGCUGCUCGAGGCGGCUUUGUUUGGCUGGCAGCAAUCGUUCAACAGCGAAGUGCUGCAGCAACAGCAGCAGCAGCAGCAGCAGCAGCAGCAGAAGAGGCCGAACCUGCUCGAAACAGGCUGCUGCGAGUGGGCUGCUUGGCGGGAGCGAGAGAGUAGCAGAGAUGCAGCAGCAGCAGCAGCGUCGGCGGCUGCAGCAGCGGGCGACCCCCAAGCAGCAGCAGCAGCAGCAGCAGCAGCAGCAGCAACAGCGACUGCACCAUGGGCUGCUGCUGCUGCAGGGUACGAGAGAACUUCUCCUGCUGCUGCUGCGCUGCUGGCGACGCAGCGGCGGGCUGUUGUGCUGGCGGGGCGCAUAGGAACUGCAGAGGUGAAGGGGCAGUGGGUAGAGUACUGCGAAGCCACAGUGCUGCUGCUUCCUUGCAGCAGCAGCAGCAGCAGCAGCAGCAGCAGCAAGUGCAGCAAGUGCAGCAAGUGCUGCGACGCGCUAGCAGGCAUUCCAUUCAUGCCGGAUCUCCAGCAUCGCAUUCAGGUCUAUUUCCGGCGGCACUGCCAGCACCUAGGUAGUCAGCUGCUGCAGCAGGGGCAGCAGCAGCAGCAGCAAAUGCUGCUGCUGCUGCCGCCAAAAGAAGUGGAGGAGCUCCUGAGCGGGGAGAAAAGUGCCCAGUCAGACGCCGCUGCUGCUGCAGCCUUUGUAGACGCGUGCGAGCAACAGCGACAGCGCGACAGGCAGCAGCAGCAGCAGCAGCAACAGCAGCAGCAGCAACAGCAGCAGCAGCAACAGCAGCAGCAGCAGCAGCAGCAGCAGCAACGGCAGCAGCAGCAACGGCAGCGAAGCCUGGUAGAGGCACUAUCCGACUGCAGCCGUUGUGUGGUGUACGAGAUAAUGGCCUCGCGCCCUGUGCAGCAGGGCUCUGCGCCCGCCUCAGCAGCAGCAGCAGCAGCUGCUGCUGCUGCUGCUGCUGCUGCUGCAGCAGCAGCAGGGCAGCCCGCAGCAGAGGUGGGCGGCGGCUACCUCUGCAUGCACCUGAGCGAGCGGGGCUUUCUGGAGGCGCUGACGCACGCGCGGCUGUGGGAGUUUUUGUUUCUUUACUUGCGGUGGGGAGCAGCAGCAGCAGCAGCAUUUUUAAAUCUUUAUGACGAGCUGCCUUUUGCUGCUGCUUGGGACGGCUUCCUGCAGGCAUUUCCGGGGCGGACUCGCUGGCGGGGUUUGCGGCCUCUGCAGCAGGAGAUUGCGCUGUCGGGGGACCCCGCUGCAGCAGCAGCAGCAGCUGCUGCUGCUGCUGCUGCUGCUGCGCCGCGGGCCUCGCCGCUCUGGGCCUGGAGACCCAGACUCUGCCGCCUCAGCAGCAAAGACUGCUGCAGCUUCAGGGGGCAGCUGUUUGCUGCGCUGCUGCGGGACAGCACCCGCCUGCACUGCCUGCGGCGGGGCAGCUUGAUGGAGAGCAGCGUGCUGCAGCAGCAGCAGCAGCAGCAGCAGCAGCAGCUGGUGCAGCACUGGGAAGGGUUCGCUGAUGUCGGCCACCUGGCGGACAGAAGCGUCCGCGGAGCGAGGGCCGGCGCAGCAGCGCGGCGCAGCAGCAGCAGCAGCAGCAGCAGCAGCAGCGAAGACACGGGAAACCUCUCUGAAGACCUAGAUGACUGCAUGCAAGUGCUGCCAGCCCCUUCCCCUCACCAAGGCAGAGACCGUUUGCUGCUGCAGCUGCAGGUCAACAUAGCAAACAGCCAGGCCGUGCGCUCCUUGCUGCAGCAGAAUCUUCCGCGCAGGGGCCGCGCUGCAGCAGCAGCUGCUGCGGUUGCAACAGCAGCAGCAGCAGCAGCUGCUGCUGCUGCUGCUGCACGGACAGGCUUUCGCGUCUCGCACGGAAGCCGCACCUCCGUCACCAUCAGACAGUCAAUCCUGCCCGCUGCUGACAGUGAAGCGCAGCAGCAGCAGCUGCUGCAGCAGCAGCAGCAAGACGGUCUCAGCGGCGCGGGGCUGCAGCAGGAGACAGUUCUCUCGCUGUGGAGGACCCCAUCAGAGGCUCUGCUGCGGGAACAGAGGCAGCACCAGCAGCAGCUGCGCCUCAGCAGCAGCAGCAGCACCGGAAAUAUCGGCAGCAGCAGCAACGGCAGCAGCAGCAGGGGCCAGUGCGCCUACCGGCGACCCUCAACUAUUUACCCGCCACUCUUCAGACGCAGCAGCAGCACCCUUGGCCGUCAGGGCAGCAGCAGCAGCAGCUUGGCCGUGCUGGCAACUCCCAGCUUGCUGUUAGCUCCUGAGCAGCAGCAGCAGCAGCAGCAGCAGCAGCAGCAGCAAAGACGGCGCCGCACUGCCAUUUACUUCGGGCUGGCUGACCUGCGCGAAGCCACUGUGCAGCUGCACGGAUAUCCUGCAGUAGAAUCUUUCUCUGCAGCUUUCCAGCAGCAGCAGCAGCAACAACAACAGCAGCAGCAACAGCAACAACAGCAGCAGCAGCAACAGCAGCAGCAGCAGCAGCAGCAGCAUCUGGCUGCACCUGCAAGGGAGCCUGCUGCUGCAGGGCCUGCUUUUGCCGUUGGUUCACCCGAGGCACUUCAAUCAGCUUCAGCAGCGACUGCAGCAAAUUUGUUGCAGCAGCAGCAGCAGCAUCUAUCGCUGCCUCAUGAAGAAGCCGGCCCGCCUGCUGCAGCUGCUGCACCAGCCUCUGCUGCUGCUGCUGCACCAGCCUCUGCUGCAGCUGCCUCUGCCGAAGCUUCCGCUGCCGGCGCAGCAGCUACAGCACAGGACACAGGAGCGCCCGUCGCUGGGGCGUCCACAGAAACGGCAGCAGCAGCAGCAACAGCAGCAGGCGCAACGGCAGGGCCAGCCGCUGCAGCAGCAGCAGCAGCAGCAGUGGCAGCAAGACCAGCAGCAGCAGCAGCAGCAGCAGCACUGGGGCAGCUAGAAGAACCCAGCGACUCUGGGGAAGAACAAGGCAUCCGAACUCCCCGCGUGGAGGAGAGUGGCUUGUCGCCGCUGCUGGGCCGUCUGAGUAUUCAGAACUUUAACUGCUGCAGCAGCAGCAGCAGCAACAGCAGCAGCCCCGCAAGGUCGCCCAGCCCCUCACAGCAAGACAAACGCAUGCGCCAGCUCAGAAACUUCGAGCGCCAGCAGCAGCGGGCACUCGAGGAAGAGUGCAGGCAAAGGGUCAGUCCUUUUGCUGCGCUGCAGCAGCAGCAGCAGCAAAGAAAGCAGCAGCAAGCAUCACCUGCAGCCACUUCAGCUGCCCCCAAAAUACCAACCCCUUUCCCCAACAUGCGGGCAAUACCGCAGCGCAGCGUGCCGCAUAUGCCCAGUGCUGCAGAUGCAUCGCAGCAGCAGCAGCAGCAGCAGCAGCAGCAGCAGGCUACGGAGUCGCCGUUUGCUUUUCUCUCAUCUUGUGCUGCUAUGGCAAGAAGGCGAAGGCCCUCAUCUGCCUUUGCGAGGGCCUCUCCGCUGGCCAGCGCUGGCGCUGGUUUUGCUGCUGUUGGUUCUGCUGCUACUGCUGCAGAUGGCAGUACAAGCAGCAGCAGCAGCAGCAGCAGCAACAGGAUUUUCCGCCCGAGGUCUUCUGAGCUGACCCCUAUUUUGGGUCGCAUGAGUCUCGCUGAGCCCUCAGACACAGAGAGCGAUGACAGUGGCGAGCAGCAGCAGCAGCAGCAGCAGCAGCAGCCGCAGCAGCCACAGCAGCAGCAACAGCAGCAGCAGCAGCAGCAGGCUAGCCUUUUGGCUGCGUCUGCAGCCAACAAGCUGGCCUACACAGCAGCUAGCAGCAGCCCCCAGCCAAAGGCCAAGUCAACUUCGCAGCGCCGCAGGGGUCAACCCCCCUCUGUUUCUCGACUUCCCAAGGCAGCAGCGGCCACCAGCAGCAGCAGCAGCAGCAGCAGCAGCAGCAGCCAGCUCAGCAGCAACGGCGGUGCCAGCAGCAGCUCCGUUCUCAAGGGCCCCAUCAGGGCCAUCGGCAAAGGCCGUGCUGCAGCAGCCAGGCGGGAGGCCCCAUAUCGUCGCCCGUGGGCCCCCACGCGACGGCAGCAGUCGCCAACCCCCCCAGCUGCUGCUGCAGCUGCUGCUGCUGCUGCUGCUGCUGAUGCUGGACAAGGGACUGCAGCAGGCGCCGGCAGGCAGAGGCCAGCUGGAGCAGGCAGAAGUGCAGCAGCAGCAGGAGCUGCAGCAACGCAGGAGUCUGCAGCGCCAGUUAAAGCUGCAGCAUUGUCGAAAAACAGCAGCAGCAGCAGCAGCAGCAUCAGGUCUGCGGGCCGAGGCAGCAGCACGAGAGGGGCCUCUUGUGCUUCUUCUCAGAGGCAGCGGCAGCAGCUGCCGCUGCAGCACCCCCGAAAAGCAGGCUCUAGCAGCAAUCUGCUAAAAGCUGGCAGCAUCAGCAGCAGCUGCAGCAGCCUCCCAGCCAGCAGCCAGGGUUCUGCUGCUGGCAGCCGCAGCAGCCUCAGGGCUAUUGGCAUGCUGGAGCGUAAACGGAAGCAGAGUAGCAGCAGCAGCGCCAGCAGCAGCAGCAGCAGCAGCAGCAGCGUUGCUGGCCCCGCCUCGAAAGCCCGCCUCUGUCGCCUGCAGUCUUCCGGCUCUUCUAUCCACAGCAGCAGCAGCAGCUCGGACCUGCUGCGCCCCAACAGCAAGAGCAGCAGCAACAGCCGCAGCAGCAGCAGCAUCGGCAAAGCAGCAGCAGCUCACCAGCUGAGUCAGACCCCACAGCCCAAGAGGCCCCCAAGCGCCUCUGUGGCUUCUGCACGCCACAAGCCUGCUGCUGCCACGAGCACCAGAAACUUACUUGCCAGCAGCAGCAGCAGCAGCAGCAGCAGCAGCAGCAGCAGCGCCGUCACCAGCAGCAACAGCAGAAACAGAAGCUCCAGUGCAGCGGCCAGAAGCAGAGCUGGCGUCGCUGCUGCUGGAAAGUCACAAGGCGCCACUGCUGCGCGUCGAAUGCAUUCUUUGCCCAGCAGCAGCAGCAGCAGCAGCAGCAGCAGCAGCAGCAGCAGCAGCAGCAGUGGCGGCAGAAGCGUAGCAGCCAAGGCAUCUUCGAUACCAAAUAAGGUAGACCGGAGCCAGAAACCGACGGCAGCAGCAGCAGCAGCAGCAGCAGCAGGUCAGAACGCCAGCAGCAACUUAGAGGGGCCCCAGCCCACUCCCCGCACCACUGCCCCACGGGGGGCCCCCUAG
Eimeria necatrix is the source of this 6336-nucleotide messenger RNA. RefSeq lists its product as hypothetical. The record is from RefSeq and is a predicted model, not a curated record. The coding region runs from base 1 to 6336 and encodes 2111 amino acids. The transcript has 2 exons. NCBI's taxonomy places the organism in Eukaryota, Apicomplexa, Conoidasida, Eucoccidiorida, Eimeriidae.